Molecule: messenger RNA, 3394 nt
Organism: Macrosteles quadrilineatus (aster leafhopper)
Lineage: Eukaryota; Metazoa; Arthropoda; Insecta; Hemiptera; Cicadellidae
Product: ookinete maturation protein 1-like
Exons: 2
Coding region: 90-3329 (1079 amino acids)
Source: RefSeq, a predicted model, not a curated record
AAAAGUUACUCCAAGUUGAGAAAAUUGUUUAGAUCUGACACUUAGAAAAAUUUCAUUGCCUGGAAUAACACCUUGAAUGACACCAUUCUAUGCUUGAAGCUGUUGAUCAAAGUUAUUUUAUUGUAUUCUGUAUUAUAUUGUAUUCCAGAUAUACAUUUAUCAGGGUGACUGAUUUUGUAUCCUGGAGUCAUUUCAAGAACAUGUCCUACCGAAAAGAGCCCAAGUAUCACAAAAAAAGUAGUCCAUAUUAUAGGCCUAAAUAUGACAUAUAUUCUGAAUCAGAAACAUCACUGGUGUCAUCAACGUGGGAAUUUUCUAAGAAUUCCAAGAAUUCAAAACAUGUAAAAUUUGACAAGGAAUAUGAUUAUUCCUCACAUGAUGAUUUUUAUAAUGGAAGAACUAAGGAUGUAUACAGUUAUCCUUAUCUUUAUGGCUCCAGUAAUUUAUAUGAAGCGGAAAAAGAGUAUUACAAGUAUGAUUCAGAUGACAGUGAAUACAGCCAAUAUCAGCAAUCUCCACGACGUACGAGAUACCCAGAUACAGACUCGGCAUACACUAUAGGAGAAUCUGGUUAUAACCGUAGCAGCUUUGAUUACCUGCCAAAACAAAGACAAAGCCACAAUCGUAAAUUCAAAUCAAAUAAUAGAGCUCCAAAAAAGCCAACAGAUAUUGGGACCAGUUCCUUUGAUGGUAGCCUUAAGGUUUAUUAUGCUCAGCAACCAAAAAAACAUAAACCAUUUAGUAUCAAACAUCAACAUUAUCACAAUUUAACUAACCCAUCAGAGCCAGAGACUUUGCUGGAGGAGUCAGUGACAGACACAGAGGGUGAAAACCAGAAACCUACAGAUAUUAAAGUCAAUCAACCAAAGUACCAAAUAUAUUCAACAAACACAACUGAGGUUGUCACUUCUGGACCAUUCAACAAAGAAUCGCCAAAUGAGACUAUAGAAAAGCUGAUCUCAGUAACCGACUAUGAUAAAAUCCCAAUACUGGCAUUUAAAAAUCAAACCGGGAUUACUUCAGUCCAAAAAUCCAUGUCUAGAGUGGUUUACUUACCAGUCAUUGUAAUGGAAAACAAGAAUAAUGUGUUGGAUUCUAAAAAUAUUAACAAUGAGUUAUUUGACGAUACAAAUAUUGACAAGUUAUUAAACCCCGUGGAGAGUGUAAAGGUAUACUCUGUAAAUGCAGGAGGCAAAAGUAUCUUUGAAAAUGUAACUCAGGAAAGUAUCAAUAACCCACAGCGCUCCAGUAAUAUUAAUGAAAAUAGGCAGCUAAGGUCAUCAGUAUUAAAGGCAGAAAGUGUGUUGUCAGAUUUAAACCACAUGCCAAACAGCGUAGACAGUGAAUCUGAGAUAACCAAAGUUUCAAAAAAGCCUAAAUCAAAAUGUUCAUAUACUUAUUUGCCUUCAAUAUUAAGAAUGCCCGGAACUAGAAAAAGUGAAAUUUCAACUAAUAUGACAUCAAAUCCAAACCAAAUUAGAAGUAACCAUUCAAUCGCAAGUGUUAGUUCCUCAAAACCAAUACCCAAGGAGAGAAAGAGUGUUAAAAAUGAUAAAAAGUCAUCAAUAAUGUCUAGAGGAAAAGCACAAGAGCCUGAAGAAUUAAAAGGUGAAACAAGUAGUACUUUUGAUGAAGUGAGAGAAAAACAGAAAAACUCAAGAACUAAAUCAGUAAGUAAUAAUAAAUCUCAAAUGUCGUUUAGAUCUAUAUCAUCAAUGUUUAAAAAAAACAAAAUUAGUGACAAAAAUGUUGGGAACAGUAACUAUUCAAAAGUAGGAAUUCCAAUAACUGAAUCAGCAAUGAAUGUUCAUAACAGUUUUUCUUGCUACAAUGAAGCUCCGAACAAACAGUUGGGAAUGAAUAAAGAAAACUCAAAAGACACAAAACCCUUAGAGGAAUCUAAUAGGCCUAUCUCUUUUAAAGAGAGUGCAAUCAGUAAAUCGGUAAAUAAUGAAAUUAAAAAUGAUAAUAUAGAUAACACCUGUUUUAAAAGUCAAGGGCCUGACACAGAAAAAAUAGUGCUGGGUAAUAUUCCAAGUAUUGUAAGAGAAAGCAAAACAAUUAAAGGAACAAAUGUUCCUCAACGACAGAGUUUGAUGCAACCUGAAGAGAUCAAAAAUGAAAUGAAAAGAGAUAAUACUGGAAGCAGACAGUCGGUACAAAACCAAACAUUACAGAGUAGCAAAAGAAGCUUAGUAAAAGGAACUGAAACAGGUAGAGAACAACGUUUAAGUGUAGCAAAGAAUGAAAACAACACCAUACUAAUCAACCAAGAUAAUAAGAGAAAUAGCAAUUUAAAAAUUCCACUCUCAGAUACAAAUGUUACUGAAAAGGGCACUGAAAAUGAUACAGGGGGAAACAAAUCAUUGAUGGUGAGGCAGAGUGUAAUUCAAUGGAAAAGUAAGGUUAAUGAAAAUCUAAGUAGAGACCAGAUGGAUAUCAAUAAAAGUACUCUUAAAGGAACUGGUGGUGUUUCAGAGGAAAUCAAAAACACAGAACAAAGGAAAAGUCAGCUGUUCAAACUUCAAAGUAAAGAGGAAACUAAUAUAGACAAGGAUAAACCUGUAAGAGAUAUAUCAGGUGCAAGGGGUAGCCAAGUGCAACGCAAAGCUAAUGAAGGAUCAAAAAUAAGUAGAGUAUUCCCAAAUACUCCACAAGAAGAACUAAUAGUUACACAAAAUAAUGAGAUAGGAACCAAUUUCAACAGUCCAAAUAAAAGUGCUGUGUCAGAAAAUAGGCAGGAAGAGACAAGCACGAUUAAUAGAAAACUAUUUAAAGAAUCCUUGAAGGAUAAAAAGAGUUUGAUCAGCAGAACGGAAGACAAAAACCUUCUAGAAGAUGUACAGAACAUGCCAAAAAGUACAACUAUGGAAAGAAGUUCUGUCUUUAAAAGGUUUGAUAAAAAAAGCUUGGCACAAGGCAGUUUGUAUAAACCUAUUAGUGAACUAAAACGUGAUCAUGAAACUGUUCAAAACGUGGUACAAGACAAAAAGUCUAGUGUUAAGGUCAAAAAAGAAAUUCCUACAAACCAAAAAAACAGCACAAGAGAAUCUAGCAAUAUAUGUACAAGAAAACUAUCCGAGAGAGAUCCCAGUAACAGAAACAGUCAGAAUAGAAGAAGCGUAUCACAAUUAGUUGGAGCCUCAAAGGUGAAAGCUGUUUCAAAACAACCAAAAGAAGCUGAAUCGCAUGUUUCCGGCUACUCCUCAAUUCAAGUUUUUGGUUAUGAUAUAUCUAAUUUCAUCAUUUGUUGUUUCCAAAUAUCACAGUUCAUUUUAGGUGUAUCCACCUAUGACAAAGUUAUAGAAGUUUUGGGAAACUUUAAGUGAAUAAUUAGUUAGCCUUACAGCGACACUAAUGUUCUAUCGGCUCUAAUCAAUGUAUUCUGUGGUUG